AUGGCUAGCAUUGCCGAAGCUUCCCCAUUCAUCGCAUGCGGUCCAGACUACGCCCAUGCAGACAAUCUUUCACUACCGUUCCCUCCUGCAGAUCUGGAGGGCACCUUGACAGGCCUGUGCCAUGGCUCCUCAGGCCCAGAAUCUUCGGAUGUGUUUUUGCCUGGCCUGCCCUGGCAGCAGUCGGAGUGGGAUUUAACGGAAAACUUCAUCAAAUACCCGGAAGACGCCUUACAAAACCCCCCAACCGGGAGCGUUGUUUCUGGAAAUGAAGCUGCCUUAAACGCCUCGGAAUGGGACUACCCAAUCCAUCAGACAGCACUGAGCCGUGAAUACAGCCCAUCAGCAGUUUCAACCCCAACAUCCGACCUCAUGUCUGCUUCAUCCGCCGCAUCGUCAGCAUCUUCUGCCCCCUUAUCACCACCAGCACAGCAACUAGCAAAGGAGCCUGUCGCCAGCAAAAAGCAGACACGCACACGGAAAAACUCUUCCGAAGAGGGAGGCGUCACCAAGAGGCCUCGGCGGACCAAGACAGUCCAGGAGCAGGAGGCCAGCCGCGUGCGCAUCCGCGAGAAGAACCGCAUCGCGGCAGACAAGUGCCGCGGCAGGCAGCGCAUUGCCAUGGAGAGGCUGAACAUGAAGCACGACAGCCUGGAGUACGAGAACCAGCAGCUUACCAAAAUGGCCAAGGAUCUGAUAGCGGAGCGCAUCGUGCUGAAGAACAUGCUGCUGGAGCAUGGCAACUGCGGGUGCGAGCUGAUUGAGAAUUACCUGCGCGAGUCUGCGGUGCGGUGGGUGAAGCAGGUGGAAUCGCAGGCGGUUAAUGUGGAAGCGGCCUGA
This is a messenger RNA of Trichoderma atroviride IMI 206040, 837 nucleotides long. RefSeq lists its product as uncharacterized. Gene Ontology annotation, cellular component: nucleus. Gene Ontology annotation, biological process: regulation of transcription by RNA polymerase II. The record is from RefSeq and is a predicted model, not a curated record. Lineage: Eukaryota; Fungi; Ascomycota; Sordariomycetes; Hypocreales; Hypocreaceae. Gene Ontology annotation, molecular function: RNA polymerase II cis-regulatory region sequence-specific DNA binding; DNA-binding transcription factor activity, RNA polymerase II-specific.